UGACAUCUCUAAUCCAAACGCUGCAUUGCGCGAAAUCGUUUAUAGUUGCGAUUUGUUUGUCCGAAAAUUGCUUUAUAAUAAGUUGCUUAUCUUUGUUAUCUUCGUGUUCAUUGUCACUGUAGUUGGCAAAACUAAAUAAUGUCUGAUUCAGAAAACACAUCGAACGAAUCCCAAUCAUUUGAGUCUCCUCAAUCCUCUGCAUUAUUAAAUCUCAGCGACAUUGAUUCCAUAGUCUCAUUACCCGGCUUCCAGUCGACAUCUGAAGUUUAUGAUUUAAGUGGUAAUUCGUCCAACGAAAUGGUUAAUCCCAACUCCCAGGCUAAUGCCGGCAGCUCGACGGAUAGCGAUUCCUUCCAGGAUACCUCGCAAAGCAGGUCUUCGCCACCGACAACGAGCCAGAACAGCUCUAACUCGCCAUCAACUAACGCUAACGAUUUAGUUUUGCAGGAGUCGCUGGACGAUAGCAACUUAGCUGCUGAAAUUGAUCGCAUCCGUCGUUUCUGUGAGAAUGUUGAAAAUAAUUUAGCUUCCAUUGGCUUGAGCUCUGCUUCUACUCCAAGAAUUGUCCGUGGUAAUCGACCUAGAUUGAACACAACUGAACCAAUUGAGAUCAUUGAUUUGUCGGAACACUAUGAAGCUGCGCGUCAACUGGCAAGAAAUCGCCCCCCAGAUGCAAUUAUCGAUUUGUGCACACCAGUUGCAACACGUUCCACACCGUCUCGUGGAACUGCUCAACGCCGUCGUCUUGAAGUUCCAGAUCCUGAUUGUAUCAUUGACAAUCCAUCGCCGCCAAAGCGCACCUGUGACAGCGCAAACAACUCACAGCAGGAUAAUUCAUAUAGAUGUCCAGUUUGCUUGGAAUCUGCUUCCCAACGUGAGCCCACCUCAACAAAAUGUGGUCACGUUUUCUGUAAAGUCUGCAUACAGUCAGCCAUACAAUCCUCGCACAAAUGCCCAAUUUGUAACAAAAAACUGACGGCUCGACAAACCUUUCGCAUAUAUCUUUAACUAUGAAAUAAGGUCACCAACCUAUGAAAUACAAUAGCGCUGUGAGCCAGUUUAAACAUAAGUACACAGAUUUAUUUAUUUUUCAGUUUCAUCCAUAUAAUAUUGUCUUGUUGAUGCACCUCCGGACUCAUUCCAUUGCCAUCAUAUUUAAACACAUAAGCAUUGUAUAAGUUUUUUUUUUCUUUUCAUAAAUUUAUAAUUCUAGUUAGAUAGCUUAAGUCAGCAGGAAUAAAAAAAUAUUCAAAUAUGA
Molecule: messenger RNA, 1258 nt
Organism: Drosophila willistoni
Lineage: Eukaryota; Metazoa; Arthropoda; Insecta; Diptera; Drosophilidae
Exons: 4
Coding region: 139-1008 (289 amino acids)
Biological process (GO): positive regulation of transcription by RNA polymerase II
Molecular function (GO): transcription factor binding
Source: RefSeq, a predicted model, not a curated record